AUCUCAGUUUCGGAGCGGCAGAGAAUCAGCGAGGCCGCGUAUUUAUUUAUUUAUCGUGUUAUCUAGGUUCCAGUUGCAGCAGACAUGGAGAGGGAAAAGGAACAGUUCCGUAAGCUAUUCAUUGGCGGCCUCAGCUUUGAAACAACAGAGGAGAGUCUACGGAAUUACUAUGAGCAGUGGGGAACGCUUACAGACUGUGUGGUCAUGAGAGAUCCUGCAAGUAAAAGGUCCAGAGGCUUUGGCUUUGUAACAUUUUCUUGCAUGAAUGAAGUUGAUGCAGCUAUGGCAACACGUCCGCAUACUAUUGAUGGCAGAGUAGUUGAGCCUAAACGAGCUGUGGCAAGAGAGGAAUCUGCAAAACCUGGUGCCCACGUCACUGUUAAGAAAUUGUUUGUCGGUGGCAUUAAGGAAGACACAGAAGAGCAUCACCUUAGAGAGUACUUUGAGGAAUAUGGCAAAAUUGACAGCAUUGAAAUCAUUACAGACAAACAGUCUGGAAAGAAGAGAGGCUUUGCCUUUGUGACCUUCGAUGAUCACGACCCAGUUGAUAAGAUAGUUCUGCAAAAGUAUCACACAAUAAAUGGCCACAACGCAGAAGUAAGAAAAGCCUUAUCUAAACAAGAAAUGCAAGAUGUUCAGAACACUCGAAAUAAUAGAGGCGGCAACUUUGGCUUCGGAGACUCCAGAGGUGGUGGAAACUUUGGUUCAGGACCAGGAGGCAACUUCAGAGGAGGAUCUGAUGGUUAUGGAGGUGGCCGUGGUUAUGGUGAUAAUGGCUAUAAUGGAUAUGGUGGUGGUCAAGGCGGUGGCAACUAUGGAGGUGGACCCAGUUAUGGAGGAGGACGAGGAGGAGGCUAUGGAGGUGGUGCUGGCUAUGGCAACCAAGGAGGUGGAUAUGGAGGAGGCUAUGACAACUAUGGCGGAGGAAACUAUGGUGGUGGUGGAAACUACAAUGACUUUGGUAACUAUAAUCAGCAGUCUUCCAAUUAUGGACCAAUGAAGAGCGGUGGAAACUUUGGUGGAAACAGGAGUAUGGGAGGAGGACCAUAUGGAGGAGGAAACUAUGGUCCUGGAAACGCUAGUGGUGGAAAUGGUGGAGGAUAUGGAGGAAGAAAUCGUUAUUAAAUUUAAAACCUUUUUUAAUCCCUCUUGGGCUUCACUGUAUAAAUAGGAGAGGAUGAGAGCCCAGAGGUGUAACGCAGCUGCAGGUUAUCGAAUUAACAAUGUUAAGGAGACUUAUCUCAGUCAUGCAUAAUACAUGCAGUGAUAUGACAGAAGACACCAGAGCAGAUGCAGAGAGCCAUUUUGUGAAUGGAUUGGAAUAUAUUUAAGUACAUUACCUUACGAUGGAGGAAGGACUGUAAAUUAUAUGCCUUUGAGUCAGUUUCAUAGGUUUUUAACUGUUGUAGUGGUCAUUGUAAAGAGUGCAGCAGCAUUCCUUUUGAUAAUGUUAUAUUUUUAAGUUUCAGGUCACUUGAGACUUUUUUUGUUUUGUUUUUUCCUCGGUUUGAAAAUUAGCCAGGAUCAUGGUGUAAUAUGAGCCUUUUUAUUUAAAAAUUUUUCAGUGUGUAUAGUUAAGCUGUUGUACACUUUCAUUUAAUAAAAUAAUUCAAACGGAAA
This is a messenger RNA of Xenopus laevis (African clawed frog), 1620 nucleotides long. It is a transcript of the gene hnrnpa2b1.S, whose product is annotated as heterogeneous nuclear ribonucleoprotein A2/B1 S homeolog. Gene Ontology annotation, cellular component: catalytic step 2 spliceosome; nucleus; cytoplasm. Gene Ontology annotation, biological process: mRNA splicing, via spliceosome. Lineage: Eukaryota; Metazoa; Chordata; Amphibia; Anura; Pipidae. Gene Ontology annotation, molecular function: RNA binding; nucleic acid binding; mRNA 3'-UTR binding. The record is from RefSeq and is marked provisional.